AAACGAUUACGUGUAUAAAUAUGAUAUAUCCAUGCGUGUAGUACUCUUUAGGAAAAAUUUAUUUGCCCUUCAUAGGGUAGUCACUUUCCUUUUUCUUCUUUACUUACAAAUCUUCCUCUACACAUCAACACACAGAGAAAGAGAGAGAGAGAGAGACAGAUAGAGAGAGUGAGAAUAGAAGUGAGUGAGAGAAAGUCUAAUUGUUUCUCCUGUAAACUGCAAACCGAUCUCGUGUCUGAAAAUGGUGUGGAGCAGCAACAUGUCAAGCUUUCUACUGAUUUUGCUCAUUCUUAAUUCGACCCAUUUCAGUCUAAUGGCUAAUGGUAGACCAGAGCCUGACUCUGUCGAAUUCACCAAGAGUGGAGAUCAAGAUGUGAAGAUGAUGAUGAGAGGUCUAAUAGGAUCAAGACCACCAAGAUGUGAGAGAGUAAGAUGUCGUUCUUGUGGUCAUUGUGAAGCAAUUCAAGUUCCUACAAAUCCUCAAACAAAGCUUCACUCUCCUUUAACUACUUCUUCUUCUUCUUCCUCUGAGACUAUUCAUCUUGACUACACCAGAGGAGAUGAUAGUACUAAUUACAAACCCAUGAGCUGGAAAUGCAAAUGUGGUAACUCUAUCUACAACCCUUGAAGAACAUUUUGUUUUACUUUUUCAUCGACAAUUUUUCUCUUUUUUUUUGGUGUUCAAAUUCUAAAAUCUCUGUGUAUAUAAUUAUAUUUUUAGUUGUUUUUUAUUGGUCAAACAUAUUUUAGUUGUAGUAAUCUUCAUAUUUUAUGGUAUUUAUGUUGUUGUUGUUUAUUAUAGUGUAGUUAAAAAAAAACAGAGAUGAAUAAAAUUUUGUUUAUCCAAAAUGAUUUUUUAUAAUUUCAUUGCUAAUUGUGAAAGUAAAAAUCUUUUUG
Molecule: messenger RNA, 897 nt
Organism: Arabidopsis thaliana (thale cress)
Lineage: Eukaryota; Viridiplantae; Streptophyta; Magnoliopsida; Brassicales; Brassicaceae
Product: EPIDERMAL PATTERNING FACTOR-like protein
Exons: 3
Coding region: 242-628 (128 amino acids)
Biological process (GO): signal transduction; plant gross anatomical part developmental process; stomatal complex development
Cellular component (GO): extracellular region
Source: RefSeq, marked reviewed